Cydia fagiglandana is the source of this 3670-nucleotide messenger RNA. RefSeq lists its product as uncharacterized. NCBI's taxonomy places the organism in Eukaryota, Metazoa, Arthropoda, Insecta, Lepidoptera, Tortricidae. Bases 310 to 3636 code for a protein of 1108 amino acids. The record is from RefSeq and is a predicted model, not a curated record. The transcript has 25 exons. Gene Ontology annotation, biological process: proteolysis. Gene Ontology annotation, molecular function: serine-type endopeptidase activity.
AAAUAGAUACCCAAGAUGAUAGGUACGUACAUUAAAAUAGGAGAUAUUAAGUCCAAAAUUAAUAGGUUCAAUAUCAUCCAAUCAUUGGAUUGGCUUAAUAAAAUAAAUAACAUGAUACUGAUUGUUUAUUUAUCUCGCAAAGACAAAAAUUAGUGGGGCUGCCGUACCCAAAUCGCGUUGGAUGCGCCGCUCAGUGUCCGUCGACGGGCGACAGCGCCAAGUUCAAGAACAGAGGCGCCCGCAGAGCGCGAAUAUUUUAUUUCAAAUUUGAUUUUUUUUUCUUUCGAUUCUUUUGUUUCAAGUGCCAACAUGUGGAAGUAUAUUUUCCUUUUAUUGUGUGCUGCCGCUUUCACUUAUUCUGAGAAUGAAGUGUCGCGCGAUGCUCGAGGAGUUUUCACGAAGAACUUCUUUGGCGGAGUGUGGGGCAACCGUCCACCCCUCAUGGAGGUCAACCAGCCUAGAGCCAUCUGCACUUGCAAAUGUGGAGAACGGAAUGAGGCAGGCCGCAUCGUGGGCGGCAGGGAAGCUGGCGAGUUUCCCUGGAUGGCCAAGCUCACGUACAUCAAGAGGUUCUACUGCGGGGGCAUGCUCAUCAAUGACCGUUACGUGCUCACCGCUGCUCAUUGCGUUAAGGGCUUCAUGUGGUUCAUGAUCAAGGUGACGUUUGGUGAGCACGACCGCUGCAACACCACGACGCGGCCCGAGACUCGGUUCGUGUUGCGCGCCAUCGUUAACAAGUUCAGCCUCACCAACUUCGACAACGACAUUGCCCUGCUGCGGCUGAACGAGCGCGUGCCUCUGUCGGAGGCCAUCAAGCCUAUCUGCUUGCCUACUAACGAUAAGGAGCUGUACGUCGGAGUGAAGGCCGUCGCCACCGGCUGGGGUACCCUUACGGAGGAAGGCAAGGUGUCGUGUACCCUGCAGGAGGUGGAGUUACCGGUGAUAAGCAACCAGGACUGCCGCAAGACCAAGUACACGGCCUCUAUGAUCACCGACAACAUGCUGUGUGCCGGGUACCCGGCUACGGGACAGAAGGAUUCUUGCCAGGGUGACAGCGGUGGACCACUUAUCACGGAGAAGACGACCGCGUCGCAAGAGAAACGCUACGAGUUGAUUGGAGUGGUGUCAUGGGGCAACGGCUGCGCGCGCCCUGGUUACCCGGGCGUGUACACGCGUGUCACCAAUUAUCUUGGAUGGAUCCGCGAAAACACGAAGGACGCGUGCUAUUGCUCCGAUUACCCGUUCGUGUUACUAAAGAGUUGCGGCCGCUUGGUCCGCCUGCUGGGCGUUGAGGUCGAGGAGGAUGAGCCGGUGGGCGCCGUGCUGGAGGAACGCGUCGGCGAUCGCGAGACCGAUGCCGCUCGCGCCGCCGACGUGGCAAUGUCGAAAGAUAUACAAGGAACUACCGUGGUAGUGACCGGCGGCGCGAGCGGCAUCGGUCUCGCGAUCGCCGACGCGUUCCUCCAGCACGGCGCCCACCGCCUCAUCCUCCUCGACCUCAACGCCCAGCAGGCGGACCAAGCUGCCGCAACUCUAAACGCCAAGCACGGAAACAAGGCUACGUUCAUUCAAUGUGACGUCACUAAAGACUUGGACAAAGUUACGAAAGUAAUUUUAGACACGUACAAAAGAGUAGACGUCUUGGUGAACAGUGCUGGAAUUACGUCAACGAAUCUUGUCACUGAUUACAAAACUUGGGAAGCUGAGGAGAAUCAAGAGGACUUUGUAGCAAUGUUCAAUGGGAUGCCUUGGCAGGACGCGAACAGGGUCGGAGAGGGAACUGUAGACGUGUUUCAGAAGGCUAAUAGUGGAACAGCUUGGUUAAUUCAAGGCGAAGAACCCAUUUCUGAAGUGCUGCGAUGGUAUGGUCACGUAAAAAGAAGGCCUUCUGACUACGUAGGAAAUUUGGCGCUGCAACUUUCCAUCCCAGGUCGAAGAUCUAGGGGCAGACCCAGAACAAGAUGGAAGGAUGUAGUGCUAAAGGACAUGAGUUGCGGCGAACGUAACGAGGAGCCCCGCAUCGUGGGCGGGUCCGCGGCCAGCCUGAACGCCUUCCCGUGGCUGGCGCGGCUCAUCUACCACAACUCCUUCGGCUGCGGGGCUUCCCUUAUCAAUGACAAAUACGUCGUGUCCGCUGCGCAUUGUUUGAAGGGUUUCAUGUGGUUCAUGUUCCGAGUGACUUUCGGCGAGCAUGAUCGCUGCGACAAGAGCACGAGACCUAUCACCCGUUACGUCACAAAAGUUGUAGCCCACAACUUUUCUCUCUCCGACCUGCGCAAUGAUAUCGCCCUGCUGAAGAUCAGUUCACCGAUUACGUACUCCCACGCUGUUCGGCCCGUGUGCUUGCCGAAGUACCAAGGAAGAUCCUACGAGAACUCAAUCGCAACAGUAUCUGGCUGGGGCGCAACCGGGGAGACCAAGAACUGGUCAUGCACGCUCCUAGAGGCCGAGUUACCCGUUCUUAGUAACCAGGAGUGCAGGAACACAAAGUACAACGCCUCCAGGAUCCAGGAGGCGAUGCUCUGCGCCGGGUUCCCGAAGACUGCACAUAAAGAUGCUUGUACUGGUGACAGCGGUGGACCACUUAUCACCGAAAAUUCAGAUCACGUUUAUGAACUUAUAGGUAUCGUUUCCUGGGGCUACGGGUGUGCGAGGCUUGGAUAUCCGGGUGUCUAUACGCGGGUCACGAAAUAUCUGGACUGGAUCAGAGACAACACCGACGACGCCUGUUACUGUAGGGACCAUGUCAAACUGGCGGUAGCCUGGAAAGUUGUUUUCUUAAGUGCAAUUGUUUUAGCAUUCACAAUAAAAGCUGAUGAAGAAUUAUUAAAGAAAAUACAAGACGAUGAAGAUUAUGAAAAUAUACCUAAAUGCAAUUGUCGAUGUGGUGAACGCAACGAAGCCUCCCGAAUAGUGGGGGGCGUUGAAACGAUGGCGAAUGAAUUCCCCUGGAUGGUGCGAUUGACGUAUUUCCAGAAGUUCUACUGCGGGGGCAUACUCAUCAACGACCGCUAUGUGCUUACCGCUGCGCAUUGCACUAAAGGGCUCAUGUGGUUUAUGAUAAAAGUGACCCUGGGCGAACACAACCGCUGUAACGAGACCACGCGCCCCGAGACACGCUUCGUGACAAGAAUCGUCGCCCACAACUUUACAUACACCAAUUUCCGACAUGACAUCGCGCUGCUGCGGCUCAAUCAACCUGUCAACAUUACUGAUACGAUCAAGCCUAUCUGUCUGCCACAUAGUGACGAUGACACAUACGUAGGAGUGAAGGCCAUAGCAGCGGGCUGGGGUUCAGUAACCGAGCAGAAGAACCACUCCUGCGUGCUCAGCGACGUGGAGCUGCCCGUCCUCAGCAACGACGUGUGCAAGAAGUCCAAGUAUGAGGAAGCCAUGAUAGCUGACGACAUGCUGUGCGCCGGCUUCCCGGACCAAGGGAUGAAGGAUACUUGUCAGGGUGACAGCGGCGGACCGUUGGCAGCCGAAAGGAGAGAUAAACGCUACGAGCUUUUAGGAGUGGUUUCGUGGGGUAUAGGCUGCGGGCGCGCCGGUUACCCUGGAGUGUACACGCGGGUCACCAAGUACCUGUACUGGAUCCGGCAUAAUGCGCGUCAGGGAUGCUUCUGCUCAGAUUAAUCAUUUAUAUUUAUUUACCAUGUAUAUUUGUUUU